Messenger RNA from Cucumis sativus (cucumber), 1834 nucleotides. Its product is annotated as protein LOW PSII ACCUMULATION 1, chloroplastic. The transcript is spliced from 9 exons. NCBI's taxonomy places the organism in Eukaryota, Viridiplantae, Streptophyta, Magnoliopsida, Cucurbitales, Cucurbitaceae. Gene Ontology annotation, cellular component: chloroplast. Gene Ontology annotation, biological process: photosystem II oxygen evolving complex assembly. Bases 138 to 1445 code for a protein of 435 amino acids. The record is from RefSeq and is a predicted model, not a curated record. Gene Ontology annotation, molecular function: protein binding.
AGGUAUACGCGCGGUUCGUUCGUUCAUUCCUUCAUCUUACUUUCUUCUUCAUCCUUUUGUGUUGGAAUUGGAUAUUACAUUUUUUGUUUUCGGCCAUGUGAGCGUGAGGUCUCCAAACUCCCGACCUAAACUCUCCAAUGGCUAUGGCUACUCUUCCUCUGUUCCACCACCUCCCCACCCUUUCAAACCCCAAAUCACUCACCAUUCUCAGGCCCCGGUUACCCACUUCUCAAAGAACUUUCCGUCUCUCUAUUCUCUCUUGCUCUUCUACUUCCCAGUCCCCAGAAGCUAAUCUCCAAUCUGCAGAGUCCUGUGUCAAUUUCGGUCUCCAGCUCUUCUCUAAAGGACGGGUCAAAGAAGCUUUGGUCCAGUUUGAAGCAGCUCUGAAUAUGGAUCCCAACCCAAUGGAGGCUCAAGCUGCUUUGUACAAUAAAGCAUGCUGUCAUGCCUAUCGUGGGGAAGGAAAGAAAGCCGCUGACUGUCUGCGUGUCGCAUUAAGAGAAUAUAACCUGAAAUUUGGCACCAUUCUGAAUGAUCCUGACUUGGCCUCAUUCAGAGCUCUUCCUGAAUUCAAGGAAUUGCAAGAAGAGGCUAGGAUGGGAGGAGAGGAUAUAGGAUACGGUUUUCGAAGAGAUCUUAAACUCAUUAGUGAAGUACAAGCACCUUUUCGUGGGGUUCGGAAGUUCUUUUAUGUGGCACUAUCUGCAGCAGCUGGAAUUUCAUUGCUGUUUAACAUACCCAGGUUAUUUCGUGCUAUUCAAGGUGGUGAUGGAGCUCCUGAUGUUUGGGAAACUGCUGGAAAUUUAGCUGUUAAUGUUGGAGGUAUUAUUGUUUUUGUGGCAUUAUUUUUAUGGGACAACAAGAAAGAAGAGGAACAGCUUGCACAAAUAUCAAGAAACGAAACGUUAUCGAGGUUGCCUCUACGUCUUUCCACCAAUCGGAUUGUUGAACUUGUACAGCUUCGAGAUACUGUAAGACCGGUCAUUUUAGCUGGGAAAAAGGAGACUGUUUCUUCAGCCAUUCAAAAGGCAGAAAGGUUCAGAACUGAGCUCCUUAGACGAGGUGUGCUCUUAGUUCCUGUCAUAUGGGGUGAAGGUAGGGAACCCCAAAUAGAAAAGAAAGGGUUUGGUGCUCCAACCACCGCUGCUGCUGCUGCUCUGCCAUCUAUUGGGGAAGAUUUUGAGAAACGAGCUCAGUCUAUAACUGCAAAAUCGAAGUUGAAAGCUGAAAUUCGAUUCAGGGCUGAGGUUAUAUCACCUGCAGAAUGGGAAAGUUGGAUAAGAAACCAGCAGGAAUCCGAAGGGGUUACUCCUGGUGAGGAUGUCUACAUAAUAUUGCGAUUGGAUGGUCGAGUUCGAAGAUCUGGGAGAGGGAUGCCUGACUGGCAAAAAAUUAUUGAAGAAUUACCACCAAUGGAAGCUCUUCUAAGCAAGCUAGAAAAAUGAGAAAAACAGAAUUGACAUACAUACACCGUGGCAACUAUCAAUGGCGUCACUUUUGCUACCCGUUCAACUUCCACAGCAAUACCCAGAAGAGUAAACAGUCUAGUAAUACAUAGUCUUAGCUAGUUGUUUUUGUAACUAUAAAUGUGUUUGGAGGAUUGGAUGGGUGAUUGAUCCAAACCUGAGACCUUUCUGUUCUAUUUAAAUUCAUGUUCCCAUCUCUUCAAAGUCCAAAAGAAGAUGAUAAUCCUUUCGGGAAUUCAAUUGAUUUCUUUGGAUUAGAGUUCAUUGUUUCGUCUAUAAUUGAUUUAGGUGGUUGACUCUAAAAGGCCUUGAAAGAUUCAAAGAGAUUAGAUGGGUCAUUGGGGCAAUAGAUUUUGAGUUUAAAGUAA